CAGCCGGCCCUCUCCCGAGGCAGCCUCAGGGACCGCAGGGCAGCACACACCGCGACGGAGGCCCCGGGCCUGGGAGUCCUCAGCCCCCAGCCACUCGGCUGGGCCCGGCCCCAUGGCCUUCAAUGACCUCCUGCAGCAGGUGGGGGGCGUUGGCCGCUUCCAGCAGAUCCAGGUCACCCUGGUGGUCCUCCCCCUGCUCCUGAUGGCCUCCCACAACACCCUGCAGAACUACACUGCCGCCAUCCCCACCCACCACUGCCGCCCUCCUGCCGAAGCCAACCUCAGCCACGAUGCGGAGCUGGAGGCCUGGCUGCCCCGCAAUGAGCAAGGGCAGCGCGAGUCCUGCCGCCGUUUCACCUCCCCGCAGUGGGGACCCCCCUUCCUCAACAGCACAGAGGCCAACGGCACAGGGAACACAGAACCCUGCCCGGACGGCUGGAUCUACGACAACAGCACUUUCCCGUCCACCAUCGUGACCGAGUGGGACCUGGUAUGCCCUCACAGGGCCCUGCGCCAGCUGGCUCAGUCCCUGUACAUGGUGGGGGUGCUGUUUGGAGCCAUGGUGUUCGGGUACCUGGCAGACAGGCUGGGCCGCCGGAAGGUGCUGAUCUUGAACUACCUGCAGACGGCUGUGUCAGGCACAUGCGCCGCCUUCGCUCCCAACUUCCCCCUCUACUGCACCUUCCGCCUCCUCUCGGGCAUGUCGCUGGCAGGCAUCGCCAUCAACUGCAUGACACUGAAUGUGGAGUGGAUGCCCAUCCAGACGCGAGCCUGUGUGGGCACCCUCAUCGGCUACGUGUACAGCCUGGGCCAGUUCCUGCUGGCCGGAGUGGCCUACGCCGUGCCCCACUGGCGCCGCCUGCAGUUGCUGGUCUCAGUGCCGUUUUUCGCCUUCUUCAUCUACUCCUGGUUCUUCAUCGAGUCAGCCCGGUGGUACUCCACCUCGGGAAGGCUGGACCGCACCCUGAAGGCCCUGCAGAAAGUGGCCUGGAUCAACGGGAAGCAGGAAGAAGGCGCCAAGCUGAGCAUGGAGGUGCUGCGGGCCAGUCUGCAGAAGGAGCUGACCCUGAACCAAGGCCAGGCCUCGGCCAUGGAGCUGCUGCGCUGCUCCACCCUCCGCCACCUCUUCCUCUGCCUCUCCAUGCUGUGGUUUGCCACCAGCUUUGCCUACUACGGGCUGGUCAUGGACCUCCAGGGCUUCGGGGUCAGCAUCUACCUAAUCCAGAUCAUCUUCGGGGCCGUGGACCUCCCGGCCAAGCUUAUAUGCUUCCUGGUUAUCAACUCGCUGGGUCGCCGGCCUGCCCAGAUGGCCUCCCUGCUGCUGGCGGGCAUCUGCAUCCUGGUCAAUGGGGUGAUACCCCGGGAUCAAACCAUUGUCCGUACCUCCCUGGCCGUGCUGGGGAAGGGCUGUCUGGCGGCUUCCUUUAACUGCAUCUUCCUGUAUACCGGAGAGCUGUACCCCACCAUGAUCCGGCAGACAGGCCUGGGGAUGGGCAGCACCAUGGCCCGCGUGGGCAGCAUUGUCAGCCCGUUGGUGAGCAUGACGGCAGAGCUCUACCCGCCCCUGCCUCUCUUCAUCUACGGCGCCAUCCCAGUGGCUGCCAGCGCCGUCACCGCCCUCCUGCCCGAGACCCUGGGUCAGCCGCUGCCGGACACGGUGCAGGAUCUGGAGAGCAGGAGAGGAAAAUCCAGACGGAAGGACCAGGAGCAGCAGAAGCAAAUGGUCCCGCUCCAAGAGGCAGCAAGAGAGAAGAACAGGCACUGAGUUCUGUGAAGGAAAUGCCCAGAGCCAUCCCGAGAGUGAGGGUCCCGCAGACCCUGGGCUGCCCACACAAGGGAGGUGGCAGCCCAAAUGUGGAACCAUGGUGGCACGGAAGGACCUCCCCGGGGAGCCACAUCCUCAGUGGCACCACCAAGACCGCUUCAUUAAAAGGUCCAUCUGUGUCUCUCUCGG
Sorex fumeus (smoky shrew) is the source of this 1954-nucleotide messenger RNA. It is a transcript of the gene SLC22A6, whose product is annotated as solute carrier family 22 member 6. The transcript is spliced from 10 exons. Gene Ontology annotation, biological process: transmembrane transport. The record is from RefSeq and is a predicted model, not a curated record. NCBI's taxonomy places the organism in Eukaryota, Metazoa, Chordata, Mammalia, Eulipotyphla, Soricidae. The coding region runs from base 113 to 1765 and encodes 550 amino acids. Gene Ontology annotation, cellular component: membrane.